Messenger RNA from Plasmodium malariae, 894 nucleotides. Its product is annotated as fam-l protein. Lineage: Eukaryota; Apicomplexa; Aconoidasida; Haemosporida; Plasmodiidae. The transcript has 2 exons. Bases 1 to 894 code for a protein of 297 amino acids. The record is from RefSeq and is a predicted model, not a curated record.
AUGGAAAAAAAAAUUAAGUUACUCUUAUUUAAUAAUAUUGCUGCGUUUAUUCUCUUAACAGGGAUAUACAAUUUUAGCAUUUAUAUUAGUGAAUAUCAUAAAUUUUCGGAACAGAAUCAUACAUAUGGUAAAAAAUUAAAUAUAGGGAAUUAUCGAUUAUUAGCAAAAUGUAAACAAAAUAUGGAUACAUGUCCUAUGAAAUUAAAGGAAUGGAUAUCGAAUAAUGAUAUGGAUGAGAGAAAAGAUAUAUCUAAUAAUGAAAGGAAGUAUGCAGAAAUAAAAAAACAAUCAAAUGGUAGUUUAUCAAAUAAUAGGAAAGAUCAUAAAAAACAUAACAAAAAUAAAUCUUGUAUAUUUGAAACAAAAAAAUAUUCCCGUAUGGAAAAAAAAAUAUUUAAAGAACUUGAUUAUGCAGAUUUUCUUAAAAACAACAGGACAAUUAGUGAUAAGAUUUAUAAAAAAAUAAUGCGUAAAAAGUACGGAUUUCGAUUAAGUUUACCUAUAUUUUUUGUUGUUUUGUUAUCCAUAUUACUUUUACUAGAUUUAUUCGUGGGUUAUGGACUUAUAAAUGGUUUGUUUUAUGUUUUGAAUAUUAUUGCUCCAACAGUGGUAUCACAACCUACAAGUGGUGUGAAGCCUUUACAAGAAAUGUUAAGGCCAUUACAUGCAUGGUUGAAAAAUUCCCCUUUUGGUUCUUUCUUUAAAUCAGCUUCUCAAGUAGCAGGGAGCGCAGGCAAACCUAAUGUAGAUAAACAUUAUUAUAUAACCGGUUUCUUUGGUUUUCUUAUAUACUUCAUACCCGUCUUUAUAAUAGGUGUCACAUGUAUAUUAGGUAUUUUUUACUACCAUAAAAAAGUUAAAAAGUAUGAAAAAAUUAAGUUUAGAAAAGGGUAA